ACUCCCUCGCUUCCCCACCUCUCCUUUCUUGAUUCUCCCACAGCUCAGACUGAGAGGAGAACCUGGUAUUUAUCUUUAGCGCCGUCAGCAGUUCUCAGCCUCAUCUCGAAGGGACUCUUUAUUUGUUAUUUCCCUCUAACUUGUGGGCACUUCACAGGCAAUGCUCAGAUUGCAGAACCAGCCUCCCCCGUGUGGCUUCUUGGCACAGACCCUGAAGACGUCGGGAGCCAGCUCACAGGGCAGCUUUUGUUAUUUGGUUCUCCACUCCACAGCAUAGCUCCUGAUUUGACCACGCACCACAAUUAACCACUGGGUUCUUCUAAGAGAACAGAAGUUAAGAGUAACAUCAUGGCCUCAGCGGGUCUCCAGCUCCUUGCUUUCAUCCUGGCCUUAUCUGGGGUCUCUGGAGUACUCACUGCCACUAUGCUGCCCAACUGGAAGGUCAGUGCAGAGCCAGGCUACAACAUUGUAACUGCUAUCGUGCAGGUGCACGGGCUAUGGAUGGACUGCACGUGGUACAGCACUGGGAUGUUCAGCUGUACCCUGAAAUACUCCAUCCUGUCUCUACCUGUCCACGUACAGACGGCCAGGGCCACCAUGGUGCUGGCCUGCGUUCUGUCUGCUCUGGGGAUCUGCACUUCUGUAGUGGGGAUGAAAUGCACUCACUUAGGUGGGGACACAUACACCAAGAGCCAGAUCUCCUUGGCUGGAGGAGUCUGCUUCAUGGCUGCAGGGAUCGCUGGCUUAAUCCCAACAGUGUGGUACACCAAGGAGAUCAUAGAAAACUUUCUAGAUGUGACCAUUCCGAAAAGCCACAAAUAUGAACCCGGAGGAGCUGUCUACAUUGGGUUCAUCUCAGCGGUGCUACUACUUAUCUCUGGUAUUAUUUUCUGCACUUCUUAUAUAAAAAAGAACCCGAAACCACGGAUCUACCCCACCAGGCAGAAACAGACCUCUACCUGGCAGCCAGAGAACAGGUUAGCAUAUAACCUGAAGGAUUACGUGUAAGAGCUGUGCUGUGAAUGUGCAACGAAGCUCUGGGAGCCUGCUAAAACUUUACUAGAAUGAAGAAAAUGAGACAAAAUACUCUUACGCUCAACUUUCUUUACAAAGAGGACAAAAUAUUAAAAAAAAAUUAUGAGGUACUUUAAAAUGACAACAAACUACCAUAUACAAUUAUAUCUGUCUUGAAUUUCUUUAUUUUCCUAUUAUUGCAUUCAUGUUUUAUUUAAAAGUAUAUAAUUGAAAGAGGUCUGGCUAUAUUAAUAAGGCGAUGGGUGACAGCAUUAAUUUAUUUUUAAAGAUAUAUUUUAGAUUAGUUUUUUUUGUAAUUAUGAAGUAUAAAAAGUACCUUCCCUUGGUGUUGAUCAAGGAUAUCGCCUAUUCUGCCCUCUGGUGGACAAUGCCUGAGUAGCCGGUUUCUGUUUUAAAGCCACAGGAUGUGGAGGAGACUCCGGUACAGAGGACCAGAACUCAUGUACAUGUUGCCCAAGCCAUCAGCCUCAAGCCCCAGCUUCCAUCCUAAUUUAUCAUGUGUUAUGAUAUAAUGUAUGCAAACUAAAAUUAGAUACGAUUCAUGAAUUGGUAGAUGCUACUGCAGCAUAUGAAAGCCAAUAUAAGCACAAACUAAAAUAUGGCACUUUCUAAGUACAAGCCGACUAAUAAGACCUCUGCUUGCUUUAAAUAUGCAAGGGCUGCUCUCUCUUUUGCAUCUAGAAAAUAGAUUAAGUUCAUUUCCCCAAUUAUUUAUAUUUACCCCAUCCCAAUGAAUCUCACAGUUAGCACUAUCUGACUCAGUCACAGUUUUCCCCUCAUACAAGGUAUUGGAGAAGCCAGACGGCCUCCUGUGUGCUGGGGCUCAGAGACAUUAUGCUUGGCUCAAUCAUUUUUAAGCUGUACUUUUUUCCUCAAAUUUUAUUCAAGUUAACAAAUCACUGUUAUAAAUGAGCAUCUUCAGUUAAGAGAAGUAAAUAACUUUUAAAGUACAAAGAAAGUUUUUAAAAUAUACAUUUAAAUUAUGAUAUGCAACUAGGAUAUUCUAUCAAAAAUUUGGACUUCCCAUUGGUGCAAAGAACAGUGUAGGUUUUCCAGUAAUUUGUUUGUUAAUUCAUUGCUUAUAAUACAACUUCUAAGAGAAAAAAGACUGUACAUUAAUGACUUAGAAAAAGAAAAGAGUGUUUAUGUGAAUAAUUUAAACUUGCGUAAUCAGAAAAGAGACUAAAAUAUGUUAAUUCCAUCAUGUUCUGAAGCAGUCAUGCUCUACUAGGCCAGCUGCAGCCAAGUUUUAGAUCUUACAGACGGUUUCCUGCAAACUUUCUUCAGGGGAGCAGAUACAUGUCACACUCAUGAACUAACACAAACACGUAAAG
This is a messenger RNA of Microtus ochrogaster (prairie vole), 2369 nucleotides long. RefSeq names its product claudin 20 (gene Cldn20). Gene Ontology annotation, cellular component: membrane; bicellular tight junction. Lineage: Eukaryota; Metazoa; Chordata; Mammalia; Rodentia; Cricetidae. Gene Ontology annotation, molecular function: structural molecule activity. The record is from RefSeq and is a predicted model, not a curated record.